Molecule: messenger RNA, 9954 nt
Organism: Ciona intestinalis (vase tunicate)
Lineage: Eukaryota; Metazoa; Chordata; Ascidiacea; Phlebobranchia; Cionidae
Source: RefSeq, a predicted model, not a curated record
AUCUUAACGGAAGAAUUGGUCGUAGUAUUUAUGUUUACAAUAGCUUAACUAAAUAACUAUAUCAAUUUUUACUUUUUUUCUCAAAAAAAGUUGAAUAUUUAGUCAGUUUAUACAGAAUAUCCAAAGCAGCGUAAAAAGUGAAAUUAUCGCUUUUAAAAGUAUUUUUAGGGCUCGAUUGCGAAUCUCGUAAAAAUAAAUCGCUAUUACGCCAAAUUAUACCGGUGUAAUAAUGAACUGAUACCGAAUUUAACUUGGUCUUGUCCUUAACGUCCGUACAGUAAGUGAAAGUAGCCAGAAAGUAAGCGGUAUAAUAAGAAUUGAGACAACUUUUAAUUUAAUUUUUUAUUUUCGCACGCAGUUAGUUCGCGCUCCCCAGUCGGUGUUUAAGAAAUUUUCGGAUUUUUUUGGUUUGACAAAGCGAAAGUUUGUAAUGUUAAAUGUCAUUUUAAUAGACAGUGUGCCUACUAACUAAAUAUUUGGGUAAUAACAGAACAAAGUUUUAUUUAGUCACAUUUUUAGCUGAUUUAAAAAUAUUUUUUCUUGGUAUGUGUUAUAUUAAUGUACAUAGUCAUGUAAUGUGCACAUGUGUAAUUUGUUCUUGCCAAGACAGAUUAGGACAUUUUAGUAGACUAUAAAUGUAUGCAGCAUUGUGAUUAGGUUUGGUGUAAUUUGUUAUGUUUUAUAAGUUAAUGUAAGCUUUGUAAUGCAAAACAUGGCUCGUUUAUUUACAUAGGUAACUUAAUAACAAUUGGCAAAGUUCUUAAAAUUAAGGGUUUAUUAGUUAUUACAAAGCUGAAUGUUUGGAAUAAAUUAAUUGGUUGAAUUAUUUCGUACGCUAAAGCAUGUGGUGGAUUCGCGCAUAUUUUUAAAUAUCAAUGUUUAUUUUCCCGACAUAUUACACUGCUAUUCUGUAUAGACUGCUAACAAAAUAUCAUGGAUUGGUUUACUGAUGAUAAAACACAUUUACUAUUUAUUAUCCCAGUUCCAGAUUACAUAUGAAAUUUUUUUGCCAUAUUUGUAACUUUUUGUUACUUUGAGCAUUGUUAAGGUUUUACUUGUUAUUCGUUUUAGAUAAAUUUUGUUCCUAUGUUUCUAACAUUGUUUCAACUUAACUUAAUCCUAUAACUUAAUCUGCCAUGUGCAACUACUACAAGAUCAUUUCCACAUGUCAUAAUACUUCUACUUCACUUAAUCCCUACUAUUUGUUGCAACGCACCAGUGAUUUAUUAACAACCUUUAAUACAAAAAUUGUAUCUUUUGCUACAAACAAAAAGUAAUAAUAGAAAUGUCAGUGAAUAUGCCACCAGCAUUUCUUUCCUUUAUAUUCGCGAUUGAUGUUUGGGUUUUGACAUUUAGUAAAACAUUUUACUUAACAUUAAAACAGUAAAGCAUGCUAUGUAUUACUUUUAAAUAAUACUCCACAUCGUUGCAAUGGAAAGUUUAGGACCUAAUGUUUUAGUUUAGCUAGCUUAUGUAUACCAGGUGUACAUUAACAAAAUGGCCGUGUUCGUUAACUUUGUGGUGCUGUGCGAUAUAAUUUCUUCCAUAGUACACAGUAGUUAAUGUAAUAAUAAGCAACAUCUUUAAGGAGUUUGGUGUUUUUUGCUGAACUGUUUUUUAUGCAUGUUGUGUUUCACCAAUUGCGUUUUGUACUAGAAAUACCAGUACUAUGUUGCAAGCGGUAGAUUUUGUAAAAAACAAGCAGAUUUUUGUAAAAAAUGUAAACUGAGUGCUUUUCACAGGUUUUGUAAAUAUUUCAACUAAUAGUAUCCGAUAAAACUAUGUAAUAGACCGUAAGUUUUAAUAAUGACAAGGAUGAAUAAAUUUCACUUCUUGAAAAACGUUUUGUGAUUUCUUAACCAUGGCUGAUGGUUCACCACCUUCGAAAAGACAAAAAACCUCAGAUAUAUUUAGUCUGGAAAAUGAACUACCAGAAGAACUCCUCUGUGGUACCCCAAGUGGGUUAACAAAUGGGCCAACGGUGUCCACAGCGGCACCUCCGGUCCCCACCACCAUCAAUAAUGGCCAAACCCAACCCACACCCCCCCAACCUCUUCCCACCCAAGCAAACACCCCUUCCAUGCCCGCUCCUGCUUCCACAGCUUCAAUGCAAAACAAACAAGUCACACAGCUACUGCAGACAGGCAGGGGGUCACCCAAGUACCCAGGAGGGACCCCAUCCCCCGUAAACACAGGCACAAGUAGCCCCCGACCGUCCCGUGCCUCCCAACCACAACAAAGCCCCGCCUCUAACUCCUUAAUGUCGAUGCAAAGCCCCACAGGAGGCUCCAAUAUUAACAACAUCAAAUCACCAAUGAAUUCCUCAAUGUCCGUAUCGAUCUCACGAUCAGGCGGCAACAUGCGAACCACUCCCUCCCCUCGUGUCCAACCCACUUUAACAUCAUCCAACCCAACUAUGAUAAAUGCAAGCUUACCGACCACGGGUGUCUACAAUAGAAACACUAUAACUCCUCAACAAAUGACUCAACAAAACAAUUUGAACCAAGUUCAAAAUGCAACCAUGCAACAACAACAACAGCAACAACAAUUACAACAACAACAACAACAACAACCACAGGUGUUUAUAAAUGGUCCAAUGCGGCCUCAGAUGUGCAUGGCAACUGUACCAGGUAUGAACGUAAUGACCAGAGCUGGCCAACCACAAAAUACAAUGCAGAUGCAAACCAUGCAAGCCACUCCUGGUGUCACCAAUAACAUGCAGACGCGAAUGGCAUUUCCACGUCCCAACAACAAUCGUAUUCUUGGAAAUACCACGAUGGUUAACAGCAUGGUGCUCGGUACCCAACCCCAACAACCCAACAAUAUACCAAUGAACAGCCAAACUGUGGUGGGAUCCAACAUGCAGCCCAUGCAUAUAAUAAACUCACAUGAUGGGAUGCCCAUUCGACAAAACAUGUACCAGCAAAAGAAUAUGAACAUGGGGCAACCCCAGUUUAAUAUCAACAACAUGCAACAGAACCAAAUGACGAACGUAACCAUGCAGCAUCCACAACAAAACCCAAACCCAAUGAUGCGAACGACACAGAUGAAUCCUAUGCAGAAUGUCCAGCAAACAGGAGGAAUGGUUCAAUCAGGGAUGCAGCAAGUUCCACCUGCAGGUAACCGCAUGCAAUCAAGUGGCGGUGGGGUUGUGGACCCCGAGAAAAGGAAGUUAAUACAACAACAACUAUUCCUACUGUUACAUGCACACCGAUGCCUUAAAAAUGCAUCAACGAAUGAGCCAAGCACAUGUGCAGUACCUCACUGCCGAACGAUGAAAAACGUACUUCAGCAUAUGAAUACUUGUACCGAGGGGAAGCAAUGCCAAAUUGCGCAUUGUGCGUCCUCUCGCCAAAUCAUCUCCCAUUGGAAGCAAUGUAAACGUGAAGAUUGUUCUGUGUGUCUUCCUCUUAAACAAAACCAGUCCAACUCAAACAACCCGAACGCGAUGCACGAUGUGACGCAUAACAAACCAGGGAUGUUUAACAGCCAGAUAAACACCGCACUUCAAUCUGUCCCAACACCACAACAGAACCAAUCCAUGUUUAUUGGUCGUGGCAAUGUAGGUGAGCCCCAACAACAACCUGGGCAACAAAUAACUAAGAACUCCCAUACUACCAUGGCCCUUGAUAAAAAUAAAGUGCAAGAAGUUCUUGGCCUUAACAGCUCAUGGAAACCUGCUCCUUCUGGUGGAGCAUUAUCUACCCCUAGUUCCGUGCAAAACUCUGAAAUAACUUCCACAUCUGGUCAAGAAAUGGCGGGUGUAGGACCCAUGGCACAACCACGUACUGUACACCAAUGGCAUUCACAAGUGAAAGAAGAACUUCGAAAUUAUUUGGUGCAGAAGUUAGUUCAAAAUAUUUUCCCCACCCCGGAUAAAAUUUCAAUGACGGAUGUUCGGAUGAUUAAACUUCUUUCAUUCGCUCGUAAAGUAGAGGGGUCGAUGUAUGAACAAGCCAGCUCAAGGGAGGAGUAUUAUCACCUUCUUGCCGAAAAGAUUUAUAAAAUACAAAAAGAACUGGAAGAAAAAAGGCAAAAGAAGCCGCUAGGUGCCAUGAAUGGACCUACCAGUGUUAGCCAACAACAACAACAACAACAACAACAGCAACAGCAACAGCAACACAGAUUGGCUGGUGGUUUCAUGAACAAAGCUCCUGGUGGUCCAAGCCAACUACGGAUGGUGAACCAAGUUAACAAUGUUAACUAUAUGGAUCAAUCUCAAGUCAACCCAGCCAGUAAUAUCAACAUGCCAACUAAUGGUGUUGUAAACAACAAUAAUCCGAAUACUCCACUGUCCGGAACAAUACGCCAGUUUGCCCUCGCAAUGAAGGAAAUUGAUUCUUCGAAUGCAAAUCGCCCUCCUAUGACAUCACCACCAUUAUCCAACAGCCCAAUGACCAUCACCAACCAACAAUUUGGGACUACAUCAUUCUCAAACCAAAUUCAAAUCCCUGGAAUGAACAACCAAUGUCCUCCUCUUAACUCCUCCGAUCCCAACAUCCAACCUCCCAACAACAACUCCAUGAUGAAUGAAACAACGCAAGAUAAUUCAUUCAUCCAACGCAGCCAACCAGGGAUGAACAACAACUUCCAAAACUCCUUGCCCAACGUUACAACACAACAGCAAGGAAACCAAAUGAUGGCUGACGGAAACCUACCAGCUACUAUGGGGUCAAUAAACAACAUGAAACCUGCAGUAAACAUGCAGACUACUACCACUACCUCUAUGAUAAGCACCAGUUCAACUGAAACUGGGUCCCCGCUAUCAUUUGUAACAAUUCCCACGCCCACUAGCACCAAAGUCUCACCAACUCCAUUCAUAAAUAGGAAGCCAUCCACUGAAGCAGGGAAAUCCAUGGGAAAAUCCAUAAAGAUGGAACCAGACGCUGAUGGUAAACCAAUAGGAAGUACAAUGAACAACACAUCAGCAUCUGCCACUUUUAUUAAAACAGAACCAAACAUCAAAAGUGAAUCAACGACAACCACUGUUGCAACUAAAGCUGCUGCUUCUACCAAAGUUCCACGACCUGCAAAAGUGUUUCCCCCGAACGAAUUACUCCAAGUCUUAAUGCCGAUAGUUGAGAAAUUGUUCAAGCAAGACCCAGAAUCCAUUCCUUUCCGUUAUCCGGUGGAUCCAGAUAGACUCAAUAUACCCGAUUAUUAUGACAUCGUAAAGAAUCCUAUUGAUCUCACAACUAUUCGUAAAAAGCUUGAAGUUGGAGAAUACCAGGAGCCAUGGGAGUUUGUGAACGAUGUGUGGCUGAUGUUUCACAAUGCUUGGUUGUAUAAUCGCAAAACAUCAAGGGUGUAUAAAUACUGCACGAGGUUAAAGGAGAUCUUUGAACAAGAGAUCGAUCCAGUUAUGCAAGAGCUUGGUUACUGUUGUGGUAGAAAGCUUGAGUUUAUGCCAAUGACGUUGUGUUGUUAUGGGAAAGCAUUGUGUACGAUACAGACUGGUGCUGUAUAUUAUGAAUAUCAGAACAGUUCCCCAAAAUAUGGUUUGUUAUCGGAUCGUUACGAUUUCUGUGAGAAAUGUUUCAACGACAUCCAGGGUGACCUCGUCUCACUAAGUGAUGAACCUGGCCAAGGAUCAAAUUCGGUGCCAAAACGAGAUUUUAUGAAGAAGAAAAAUGACGUUCUUGAUCCCGAACCGUUUGUCCAAUGUGAUGAAUGCGGAAGGAAGCUGCACACCAUAUGUGUGUUAUAUAAUCCACAAAUAUGGCCGGAAGGGUUUGUGUGUGACAAUUGUCACCGGAGCCGUGGCAGCCAGCGGAAGCCGAACAGGUUCAUGGCAAGCAAGUUGCCACACAACAAACUUAGUGAGCACAUUGAACACAGAGUGAACAGCUAUCUCAAGCGACAUGAUACAAAUAACGAAGCCGGUUAUAUUCACAUUCGUUCAGUCUACAGUGGAGAGAAAACGGUUGAAGUAAAACCUGGGAUGAAGUCAAAGUUCGUUGAUUCAAAAGAAAUGCCGGAGACUUUCCCCUACAAGGCCAAAGCUUUCUUUGCGUUUGAGGAAAUAGACGGGGUCGAUAUCUGUUUCUUUGGUGUCCAUGUGCAGGAAUAUGGUUCUGACGCUCCAAUACCAAACCAAAGACGAGUGUAUCUAUCGUAUCUUGACUCAGUUCAUUUCUUCCGUCCACGACACCUAAGAACGGCUGUCUAUCAUGAGAUUCUGAUCGGAUAUUUUGAAUACUGCAAGAAUUUGGGAUACGAGUUCGCCCAUAUUUGGGCUUGUCCUCCGAGCGAAGGAGAUGAUUACGUCUUCCAUUGCCAUCCUCCGGAGCAAAAGAUUCCAAAACCAAAGCGAUUACAAGAAUGGUACAAGAAAAUGCUGGACAAAGCAAUUGUUGACCAGGUAGUGCUUGAAUACAAGGAUAUUUAUAAACAAGCCAAGGACGAUCGCUUACAAGCUGCGAGGGAACUCCCGUAUUUCGAGGGCGACUUCUGGCCCAAUGUAUUAGAGGAGAGUAUCAAGGAGUUAGAACAGGAGGAGGAAGAUCGGAAACAGGCGGAGGCGAAUGAACAAGCUGCUGCUGAAGAGGGCCCCCCAAACUCGAAGAACGAUAAAAAACAGAAGACAAAGAAAGCAACCACAAAGAAAGCUUCACAAAGAAGCGCGAAAAAGAAAAUCCCACAAGUGGCGAACGAUUUGACCGAUAAACUUUAUCAAAUCAUGGAAAAACAUAAAGAAGUUUUCUUUGUUAUCCGUUUACAAGCUGCCGACACGAUAAGUAAGCUUGGUUCGAUAGCCGACCCCGAUCCGCUGAUGCCGUGCGAGUUGAUGGACGGGAGAGAUUCAUUCUUAACACUGGCUCGCGAGAAACAUUAUGAAUUCUCAUCGCUACGGAGGACAAAGUGGUCAACAAUGGCUAUGUUGGUGGAACUCCAUGUUCAAGGGAAGUUCGAUUAUACUUGUAAUAAUUGUAAGAACAGGAUAGAAGCUCCAUAUCACUGCACAGUCUGCGAGGACUUUGAUCUAUGUAGUACGUGUUGGGGUCAAAUCGGGCACGAGCAUAAGAUGGAACAAAUUGGUCUCGCAUUGGGUGUUUGGUCCCCUGGCCCCGGGAGUGGUAACUUGGAAACGGGGCGUACACGCGCUGUGCAACAAUGCAUUAACUCCCUUGUCCAUGCUUGCCAAUGUAGAAAUGCUAACUGUAAUUUACCUGCUUGCCCACGGAUGAAAAAGAUUGUGACACACACGAAGAGCUGUAAGAGGAAAACCAUUGGAGGUUGUCCGAUUUGUAAACAAGUUAUUGCUCUGUGCGUUUACCACGCCAAGAUUUGCCAGGAGCCUAAAUGUGCCGUUCCGUUCUGCUACAACCUCAAGAUGCGAAUGAAGAGACAGGAGAAGCAACAUCGGCGACAGGAGUCCUUCCUUAUGAGGAGGAGGAUGGCCAUCAUGUCGGCAACAUCCGCACAACAAGGACCCCACACACCGGGUGCGGAUGUUAACGCAGCCCCCGCUACACCAAAGCAAGAACAACCUGCAACCCCUAUUAAUAACAUGGUGGGUCCUGGAACCCCUGGCUCGCAGCAUGGGGGACCUGGAACCCCCAACGCAGGGGGAAUGGGAAUGGCUAAGCAGUUACCUGGUACCCAUUUAGUCUCGCCCCAUGGGGGUAAAGGCAUGCCGCAACCCACUAUGCCCCAACAGCAGAUUAGAACGAAUGGUCCAAUGGGCAUGAUGAACCAGAUGUCCGGUGGUUUAGCUUCACCAAUGUCGAUGCAACACCAGAUACAGAUGCCACAAAANCAGAUGAACAUGAUCAGUCCGUCGCAUCCCAACGUAACAACUUCCUACCAAGGCAAUGUUAGGUUUCUGCCCCUGUGCAAGGGGGUUUCCCUCGCGCAGUGGGUCAAACGAUGACCCAACGCCCAAUGAUGAACCCUAACACCAUGCAGGGGCAGUGGGGCGGCCAACCGCAAGCCACUAACAACUUUAACUUGCGUCAACCAUCCAUGGCGAACAUGGCAAACGUAGCUUCUACCAACCAGCAGAAUAUCGGGAUUCCCCGUGGGGUAAGUCCCGGUCCCAGCAUGCCAGUUAUGAAACCGGGGAAUUCCGACAAACUUCGGAAAUUAAUAACGAAGAACCCGGAACUUGCUGCGAGAGUGAUUCAACAAACUCGUCAAAACCGACACCAACCCCACCAGAAUGUACUUACUGUACAGCAGGGUGGAGUUGGGGGGAAUAUGGGUCAAAACAUCGUCCACACGAACGCACCGAUGGGACAAAACAUCCGGAUGCCGAACAUGAAUCAACAAACUGGGAACAUGAACCUUCAACAAAUGCCACAGAUCCAAGGUCAAAUGAACAACGUGCAACAUAUGCAACAACGACAACGGUGGUUACAACAACAACAACAACAGCAACAACAACAACAACAUCAAGGCCAACCACAACAAUUCCAACAACCAGCGCCCCCGUAUUCACAGGCUGUUGCGAACCAACGCAUGGUGCCGGGUGCCAACACAACAACUGCCAUGCAAAUAAGGUUACAACAACAACAACAACAGCAACAACAACAGAGGAUAGUUAGAAGCCAGAAUAUGGGAAUGCGAAUGCAGAAUAACAUGGGGCAGAUAAUGCAAACACAGAUGCCACAGAGUAUGAACAGUUUAAACCAACCUACCAUGAUGGGACAACAGGGCGGUCAACCUCACCAAGUUAUGAUGCAACAAAAUGUGGCAAACCAACACCAGCAGAUGAACAUGCAGGGCAUGCAGAGUGGCAUCGUGCACCAGAACGUGCCGCCGUCGCGGCCUCCCUCACAACCCAUGCCACAGGGCAGGUUGCCACAGAUGUCGCCACAUGCCACGGGUAAUACAAGGACAACCCCUCUUUCAGGCCAGGUGCAAAUGGUGAACCAACCUGCUGGUAUGAUGCACGGAACCAUGGGAGGUGCACCUAUGGAACAACACUUCAACAACAACCAGCCUAUGAUGUCUGGCUUCACUAGGACUAUGGGUGGCAUGAACAACACGAUGGGUCAUAAUAUGGUGUUUGCUGAUGGCAGCAACCAGCUUUCAUCAGGGCAAGACAUGAUGGCAAGCAGUGAUGGGUUGGAGAAGUUUGUUACGAAUAAUGAAUAAGCAAUACUUGAUAUCUAGUGUUGCUGGCCACUUAUUUUUUCUUCUUUCUUCUAAUUUAUGCAGGUUUUUCUAUCGAACGUCAGAGCAACUCCUGUUUUUCUAAGCCAUGAUGUUCAUUCAUUUAUGAAAAAGUUUUGUUUUAUUUUUUAUGCAUCUUACGAAUCGGCCUGCGAGUUUAUAAAAUGGCGCCAUGUUUUUCUUUGUAUAAAUAGCAGAAUACUGUUGUUGCUUUUGGAACAUUUCAGAGCAUUUCUAUUCUAUAAUUGUUGGAUUUUUAUUUUCGCCGAAAACUGUUGCUUGCCUCGCUAGCAGUGAGGAUGAACAAACAAGGGAUCCCCUGUCGUGGCAUGACGUCCUUCAAGUGACUGUUAUUGAAAAUGAUGCCGAUCAUUUUCUGCGGUUAUUUAUUUUUGUACAGUGGCUCCCAAUUGCACGCCAGGUCGGAUGUGAUACUGUGUUACACUUUGCUUUUAAUCAACCCAUUGUACUCGAACAUGGAUUAACACUCGGAAACAUUGGUACUUUCAACUCUAUUUAUUGGCACCCUGGCUAGAGGUGCUUGUAUCCCAACAUAAUAAGCAAUAUACAAAAGGCAGCCGAGUUGUUACACUGCCCCACUUCGUUUUUACCAGAUAUUCAUAUUUUUUCUUGGUUGACAAAAACGCUUAUUUUAAUGCAGUCACCAAUCUAAGUCAGUGGUGUGUUGCGCAAUUUGCUGGCUCCUCUUCAUGUAGCCAGUUCGUAACUUGCGUAAAAUGAAAUCGUGCAACACUUUCUAAACUUUUUUCGUAUUAUUUCUUUUUAAGAUUAUAUUAAAUGCCUGAAAUAAAGUGUACAUUAAAUUGGCAAGGGCCU